Octodon degus (degu) is the source of this 1037-nucleotide messenger RNA. RefSeq names its product nicotinamide nucleotide adenylyltransferase 3 (gene Nmnat3). The transcript has 5 exons. The coding region runs from base 223 to 954 and encodes 243 amino acids. NCBI's taxonomy places the organism in Eukaryota, Metazoa, Chordata, Mammalia, Rodentia, Octodontidae. Gene Ontology annotation, biological process: NAD+ biosynthetic process. The record is from RefSeq and is a predicted model, not a curated record. Gene Ontology annotation, molecular function: nicotinate-nucleotide adenylyltransferase activity; nicotinamide-nucleotide adenylyltransferase activity. Gene Ontology annotation, cellular component: mitochondrion.
GCAGGGGGGCGGGGGCGGCGCGGCAGCCGUCCGGCCCGACCCGGAAGCCACGGCGUCUGUCCAGACAACCGUCAUGGUCUCUGAUCUUUGAGCGUGGGCGACACGCCUGAUUGGCCCUACAGCGCCCCGCCCGAGAUUCGCCCGGUGCUGCUGCUGCUGCGGAGCCCCGUGAGGCUCAGAGGCAGGGUGGCCACUGCAGGGGAUGUGGAUGUGCCUGGCAAGAUGAAGACCCGAAUACCUGUGGUGCUUCUGGCCUGUGGCUCCUUCAACCCCAUCACCAACAUGCACCUGCGCUUGUUUGAGGUAGCAAGAGACCAUCUGCACCAAACAGGAUUGUACCAGGUGAUGGAAGGCAUCAUCUCACCUGUCAAUGACAACUACAGGAAGAAAGACCUGGUGUCUUCCCAUCACCGAGUGGCCAUGGCCCGUCUGGCCCUGCAGUCAUCUGACUGGAUUCGGGUAGACUCCUGGGAGAGUGAGCAGGCACAGUGGAUGGAGACAGUGAAUGUGCUGAGGCAUCAUCAGAGCCAACUGCUCAGAUAUGGAACCCAGAUGGAGGGCCUGGACUCUGCUGCACCUGAGCUGAAACUCCUCUGUGGGGCGGACGUCCUGAAGACCUUCCAGACCCCCAACCUCUGGAAAGACUCACACAUCCAGGAGAUAGUGGAGAAGUUUGGCUUAGUGUGUGUGAACAGGGCGGGGCAUGACCCCAAGGGGUACAUCUUGGGUUCACCCAUCCUGUGCAAAUACCAGCACAACAUCCACCUGGCCAGGGAGCCGGUGCUAAAUGAGAUCAGUGCCACGUACGUCAGGCGAGCGCUGGCCCAAGGACAGAGCGUGAAGUACCUGCUUCCUGAUGCUGUCAUUGCCUAUAUCAAGGACCAUGGCCUGUACAUGACGGACAGUUCCCAGAAAGCCAGAAGUACCCAGAAGAAUAAAGGAAAGACAAGCUAGACAGACCAGCGGCCAGCCACUCUUGCCACCCAGCUCCUCCUACAGAGGUUUCUGUUUCACUUUAUUUUCUGUUACUCUGGGGU